AUGGCUGAACUGGAUAGGUUUGAGGUGAAUGUUAUGGAUGUUAUCCGGUCUAAACAAAAGAAACUGAAACGUAUAACUCCUUUGGGAUUGAUUCUCAUGAAAGCAGAUGUCUUUGAAGGUCCACCAGGACCAACUGGAGUAAGCGGAGUUACUGGAGUGACAGGCAUGACCGGAGCUACUGGAGCAACAGGCGCGACCGGAGCUACUGGAGCGACAGGCGCAACCGGACCAACAGGACCAACAGGCCCAACAGGCCCAACAGGACCAACAGGCCCAACAGGACCAACAGGACCAACGGGACCAACGGGACCAACAGGACCAACAGGAUCAACAGGACCAACGGGUGCAACGGGCCCGGCAGGAGCAACAGGUGCAACGGGCCCGGCAGGAGCAACAGGAGCCACCGGUCAACCCGGAGGUGGCUAG
Ylistrum balloti is the source of this 426-nucleotide messenger RNA. Its product is annotated as collagen alpha-1(I) chain-like. The transcript has 2 exons. Lineage: Eukaryota; Metazoa; Mollusca; Bivalvia; Pectinida; Pectinidae. The record is from RefSeq and is a predicted model, not a curated record. The coding region runs from base 1 to 426 and encodes 141 amino acids.